AUGCUCAAGAGACAACGACCGUCCUCCCCGAUACCGAUGGCGGCGGAGGCGCCCCUCGCCGCCGAACCGCCCUUCGACAUCGACCUCGCUGAGCGGGUAGCCAAGCGCGCGCGGCACUUUGCUCCUCUCCGUCGCAGCAGCUACGCGCAGAAGAACGCAGUCGUCUUGGGUCCUGAUACGGACGGAGAGGAGGAGCAGGAGGACGAUGGCCGCUCAGAGUAUACGAGGGGCCAGACGCAGUGGCAGGAGAAGGCGGGGUUGUACAAGAACGCGAACACCCUCUUGCACGACCUGCAUGCGGAGCAACGGCAUCGACACCUCUUUGCGGCUGGCCCGUCGAACCCCCCGCAUCCACAGCGUCAUCCCCAUCAUCCGAUGUCCUCGAACCCGCCUCCAUCGAUGGAGCUGAGACACCCGCGAGGCAUCGCCAUGCCACAGCCGUCAGCCGGCGGUCCGUCUUACCACACAUCUUCGCAUGCGCACGGCUCAACGGAACAAGUUGAGGCGCGGAUCGUGACCUCGCAAUACGAAGACACCAACAGAUUCCUGAGGGACUUGUUCCUCAACCGGAGGCGAAGGCUGGGUGCCGAGCAGACUUGA
Messenger RNA from Rhodofomes roseus, 600 nucleotides. RefSeq lists its product as uncharacterized. The record is from RefSeq and is a predicted model, not a curated record. The transcript has 2 exons. Lineage: Eukaryota; Fungi; Basidiomycota; Agaricomycetes; Polyporales; Fomitopsidaceae. Bases 1 to 600 code for a protein of 199 amino acids.